AUGCCACUUUCCUGUACAGGCAAACUCUUGAGAAUUCUUCUUAUCGUGUUCAACCUCCUCGUCUUUGUGGCGGGUGGCAUUAUGGCAGGAUUUGGUAUCUACCUUGUGGUUGAGGCGAAGUUGUUCAAUAUGACAAGUAACUUAAUGAUCUUUUUGGUGGCAUUCUUGGUCAUUGGAUGUCUGGUAUUUAUCACUGGUUUUCUUGGAUGUGUGGGAGCUUGGAAGAAGAGUAAAUGUCUCCUACGAAUGUUCGCCACUAUUUUGGUUCUUAUUAUAAUCGCUGAGAUUGCCUGUGGAGUCAUCCUGCUUGUUAAAAGGAAUGAAUUCAAGCCCUUCAUCAGAGAAUUCUUCACAAAAGCAAUUUCAGAGGUUGAAAGCACUCCAAAUACUGCACUCGAAGACACAGUUAGAGAACUGCAAAACACAUUUGGCUGUUGUGGAGCCAAUGGACCAAAUGAUUGGAAUUCAUCUAUGAAAUACUGUUGUAAGGAUGGAAAAUCCUGUGUUACUGCUUUCAUGCCCGGCUGCGUAGAUAAGAUUUCGCACGAACUGCGGGAGCACAGCAUUGGUAUUGGAGCUGGUGUUGUGGUUCUGGCCUUCAUUGAAAUUGGUGCCAUCGUGGCAGCUCUCAUUCUGGCAAAACAAUCCGAAUAG
This is a messenger RNA of Rodentolepis nana, 654 nucleotides long. Lineage: Eukaryota; Metazoa; Platyhelminthes; Cestoda; Cyclophyllidea; Hymenolepididae. The record is from the annotation of a GenBank genome assembly.